AUGGAGCGGCGGGCUUCUGGGAACUCGUGGCGCUGGUUGCUGGCGGCCUCGCUCUGCACGCUGCUGGAGCGCGGCGGUGCCUACCUGUGGGUGCAGCCGUGGGAAGACCACAGAGACAUUUGCCUGAAGCCACUCAUUGAAGGAGAUUGCGGAGACCAUAGUCACCGGUGGCACUAUGACAGAAUGACCCAGACUUGCAAGGAGUUUAUUUAUCACGGCUGCAAGGGGAAUGCCAAUAACUUCUUAAGUCAUGAAGCUUGCCACAAUAUGUGCAGCAAGAUCAAGAUACUACCUUUAGUAUGCAGACUGGAAGCUGACACAGGGCCCUGUAGAGCUUUACUAAAAAGAUAUUUCUUCAACAUGACGGAAAUGAGAUGCCAGCCAUUUUACUACGGGGGAUGUUACGGAAACGAAAACCAGUUUUUUGAAAGAAAAUCCUGCGCGAAAACCUGCACGUUCGCUGGAAUACUCCCCACGUUUUGCUAUAGCCCCAAAGAUGAAGGAGUCUGUUCUGCUUCAGUCACUCGCUUUUACUUCAAUGCAGACACAAGAAAAUGUGAGAAAUUCAACUAUACAUCAUGUGGCGGAAACAGCAACAACUUUCUCGAUGAGAAAUCGUGCAGGAAGGCCUGCAAAGGGAAACCGUCCGACCACAGAGACAUUUGCCUGCAGCCACUCAUUGAAGGAGAUUGCGGAGACCAUAUUCCCCGGUGGCACUAUAACAGAACGACCCAGACUUGCAAGGGGUUUAUUUAUCACGGCUGCAAGGAGAAUGACAACAACUUCUUAAGUUAUAGAGCUUGCAACAAUAUGUGCAGCAAGAUCAAGCAAGUACCUUUAGCAUGCAGAUUGGAACCUGACAAAGGGCCGUGUAGAGCUCUAGUAAAAAGGUAUUUCUUCAACAUGACGGAAAUGAGAUGCCAGGAAUUUGUCUACGGGGGAUGUUUGGGAAACAAUAACCGGUUUCUUGAAAGAAAAUCCUGCACGAAAACCUGCCUGUUCACUGGAACACGCCCCACAUUUUGCUAUAGCCCCAAAGAUGAAGGAGUCUGUUCUGUUUCAGUCACUCGCUUUUACUACAAUGCAGACACAGGAAAAUGUGAGAAAUUCAACUAUACAUCAUGUGGUGGAAACAGCAACAACUUUCUUGAUGAGAAAUACUGCAGGAAGGCCUGCAAAGGUCUGGGGAGAGAGACCCGAUGGAAAACGCACUUUGCACGCGCUCAAAGGCGCGCACUGGUGGCUCCUCCUCAGGUUUCAGGGCGAGCCCCGGCUUCUGGGAUCGCGGGUGGCUGGGGAUCGCUGCAGCCCAAGCCGAGCGUGAUAGAUGCACGCGCGCCCCCACGCCCCGCUCUCUCCCAGCAGAUCUCCCCUCCUCGCCGGCUCCCUCCUCCCCGCUCCUCUUCCUUAGGGAGCCCCUCCCCCGGUGACGGCCGCUGGUCGAGCUUCUGGACCAUUCAGCGGCGCUUUCCUGCAGCUGAGCGUGCGGCUCCUUUAAAGCCCGGGCUAAUCCGCCCUCCCUGCUUGGCUUCUUCAGCGGGGACCGGAGCUGCUGCUGCUGCUUCUCGCUGCGCGCUGGCCGCUCUUCCAGCCGCUUCUCUGCCUGCGCGGAGCGACCGGCCGCUUGCUGCUGGGUGUGCAAAGAGGGGCGGGGAAGCGCCUCUCUUCAUCCACGCCGGGAAGACAGCUGAGCUUGAUCUCUGCCCUCUAUCGGACUUCGGGGCUGGCGGUAGCACCGUGGCCGGACUGUCGCUGGCCGUUGUGGUCUCUCGCUACUGCUCUCCCGCUGUCGCUCUCUUUUGGGUUUGGGGGGCGGGGGUUGCAAGGAUCAAACGGUGCAAUGAUCCGCUCCUCGGCUUCCUAGGCGUUUUGGGAAUUGCUAUCCGCUGCCGCCGCAAGGAGAGACCCAGAGGAGAUCAACUCCGCAGUGUCCGAGCCGUGAACACUUCUGGAUCAGACCCACGAGGUGGCUUACAGUAA
This is a messenger RNA of Elgaria multicarinata webbii, 1980 nucleotides long. It is a transcript of the gene TFPI2, whose product is annotated as tissue factor pathway inhibitor 2. Gene Ontology annotation, molecular function: serine-type endopeptidase inhibitor activity. The coding region runs from base 1 to 1980 and encodes 659 amino acids. The transcript is spliced from 10 exons. The record is from RefSeq and is a predicted model, not a curated record. NCBI's taxonomy places the organism in Eukaryota, Metazoa, Chordata, Lepidosauria, Squamata, Anguidae.